Molecule: messenger RNA, 1371 nt
Organism: Penaeus monodon (black tiger shrimp)
Lineage: Eukaryota; Metazoa; Arthropoda; Malacostraca; Decapoda; Penaeidae
Exons: 3
Coding region: 98-1159 (353 amino acids)
Source: RefSeq, a predicted model, not a curated record
GGCCGCAGCGGGAACCUCCGGAUCUCCUUUCCUCAUCUUUAAGACGAACUCCCGUCAAAGUAAAACACCCAUCAACGAAGAACACCAGCAAGUGAAAAUGCAGAGCAAUCAUUUCCACGAGGCAUCCUAUGGACAUGACCAACUGCAGUCUGCAAGUUGCAAGGUGGUUCAUAAUCCGAUGACUGAUCAGGAACCAGAAAUGAGGUGCUUAAAUCCUAUAACUUUAGAACCGGUAAGCCCUCAGCAAAAGUCCAAUCCUCAACGCCCGUUACAAUACAUGCCUCUACAGGAACUUGCACAUGGAUCCGACCAACAACAUUCAACAAAUAAACAGGCUCCUCUUGCUGCUCUUCAAAGUAACUUUGGCUGUUACGGCGCUAGAACAGAGCUAGGUGAGAGAGCUACCGUCUCCCAAGCCAAUCCAUCAAAUCAGGAUGAAAUUGAAAUAUAUAAUGAUUUUAAAUAUCCGAAUUCUAAUGGUGAAGUCCGUAUUCAGCAGCCUGUAGCUCAACUCAAAGGUCUAGUAGACAAUAAUGAUAUCGUUUCUAAGGCCUUUGAAAGUAAUAGUAGCUCUAAUUUUCAAUUUCUUGAUUUUCAAACCUCUGCUCAGCAGAUUAAUGAUAAUGAUGUAGAACAGCCAUUACCAUCUAAAGAGGUUGGCAUGUUGGAAAGGAAGGAAGUACAUGAUUCGUAUGUUAUUUAUAAAGUGAUUGAUCUUCAAAACGCUGCCCAGGAGACUAAUGAUACUGAAAUAUGCAACGAAUCAGGCCAAGACUUUACAAGUGGUAUGGGUGACACAGACGCCCAGAUACACAUUCCUGAAGUUCCUGAAAUAGUUGGUACUAAUAUGGAAGAUAAUAUUUUAUGGGUUAAGCUUAAGAAACCUGGCGAAGGUCUUAAAGGAUUUUUACGUAAGAACUGGUCCGAAAUGUUACGUCACUUGCCAAAUCCUCGCCCAAAGAACAGAAAUCGUACAUAUGUCUGGCAGGAAAAGGAACCUGAGGAUCCAGAGAAAUUAAAGAAAUGGCUGAACGUUAUCAAGCAGAAGUAUUGGCGUGUUAUGCAGGUUCUGUUUUUGAAAGUCAAGAUCCCUACCACUGAAGCGGAAGGCAAAACAUGGCAGCAAAUGUUUAUAGCCAAUUGUGAACAAACCCAUUAACCAACAUUUGCCAGAACAAGCCUCAAUGAUCUUGGAAGUUGAUGGAUACUGAAACGACAGAACAGUUGAAGGCAUUACAACCUAGUUCAGUUACAGAUCUUUUUGAUGGAGUUUUCAUUCAACAAACAUAACACAGACAACAGAGUAAAUUUACUCGGUAAGACUGAGAAUGUAAUCUAGGGUGUUUCAAGUGAUUAGGCCGUAUUGUAGUG